AGAGGAGGAGUUCACUGGGAAAUCUUAGAUUGCACGAAUCACCAGGCUCGGAAAACUAUCCAGAAAAUGUGGUCAUAGUGAUGGAUGGGAUGGAAGAAUUCACAAUCGAGGCCACAAAAUGGGCUCUUGAGAAUGUUGUUGUUCCUGGACGUUCUGUUCUCACUCUCGUCGGUGUAAUGCCAUGGCUUAACAUUCCACUUUAUUUCAAGACAGCAUGGCUUGAUGUUCUGAAGCCGCCUAAUGUGAACGAGAAAGGAGAGUUGGGAAGUGAUGCCAGAAAUCUAAAACUUCAAGCAGUCGAUGAACUUUGCAGAGCAUAUGGGGUUGUGGCACAAAAAAAGGUUGUAAUGGGUCAUCCCUCACGACUGUUGGCAGUUGAGCAAAUCACGUGCCUUAAUGCGACAUGGGUGGUGUUGGAUAGACAUCAAAGAAAGAACAGUCAAUUUUAUGCUAAAAAAAUCCCAUGCAAUAUGGUGAUUAUGAACGAUGGAGGAGGGGCUGACAUGAUUAGAGGCCUGCCGACGAUUAGUAGCGGAGAGAACACUCCAGUCGAAUCACCAGCAUCAGUAGUACCCACUCCAAAAGUUAUCAUCUCCAUGGAGUUCGACGAAAUUCUCAAGGAACGAGCUCAUGAAUAUCAGGAUAAAAAAUUGAGGGGAAGUUUUCUUGUUGAAGCCAAUGCUUUGAGAGACCAAGCUGGCCGGCAGGAGAUAUGAUCGAUGCAUGCAUGCAUGCGUGCAGAUGGUUUAAAACUAAAAUGCCUGUAGAAUGAGACAAUAAGAGAUCAUUAGAAUGGCUUUGUAAUAAAAAAAUUUACUAUCAUGCAUAUAUGAUAUA
Messenger RNA from Juglans regia (Persian walnut), 837 nucleotides. RefSeq lists its product as uncharacterized. The coding region runs from base 81 to 716 and encodes 211 amino acids. Gene Ontology annotation, molecular function: oxidoreductase activity; 3-dehydroquinate synthase activity. Gene Ontology annotation, biological process: aromatic amino acid biosynthetic process. The record is from RefSeq and is a predicted model, not a curated record. NCBI's taxonomy places the organism in Eukaryota, Viridiplantae, Streptophyta, Magnoliopsida, Fagales, Juglandaceae. The transcript is spliced from 4 exons.